Molecule: messenger RNA, 2871 nt
Organism: Pyrus x bretschneideri (Chinese white pear)
Lineage: Eukaryota; Viridiplantae; Streptophyta; Magnoliopsida; Rosales; Rosaceae
Product: probable serine/threonine-protein kinase PBL6
Exons: 11
Coding region: 561-2369 (602 amino acids)
Biological process (GO): protein phosphorylation
Molecular function (GO): ATP binding; protein kinase activity
Source: RefSeq, a predicted model, not a curated record
AAAACAAUGCGUUCAUAAAAAACUAAAAGGAAAAUGAAGUGGACAUUGAGAGGAGACCCAAAUAUUGUUGGUGUUUUUCUUGCAUGCAUGCAUGCAGCAACAACGUAUGCAUGCCCCUUAGACGGCGGGACAUGACUCAACGACACAAAGAUGAGUCCCCAUACCUUGCGGGGCGACCAAUGAUCUAGCAGUCCAAACACUAGCCCUUGAAAAGCAUAAUCCAACACGGUGCCAGUCUGCCAGAGUUUAUCCAUUGGCUCCAUUGAAGACGACGGUAACUUCCCCGUCAUGGCAGAAGAAUAUCCAUGGAAUUUAUUCCUGCUCCCCACUGUGAAAGCUUAAAAAUACAAAGUAAAAAAUGGAAGAAAACUUUGCCAGAACUCCGAAUUCCAAGCUUGCCAUUGGCCAACCAAUCAAAAUCCCUUUUGGGGUUUAUUUGUAUACCGAUUUCCAACUGCUAUAUCAUUCCACAAUUUCCUUUAAAUAGCAUCUUCAAUUUUCACCACCAUAACAUUCAAAACAAAGCUUCAAAUUGGUGUCGUGUGUGUAAUAUUCUGUAAAUGGCGAGCCCUCUGACGCCAUCCCACGUUGUCAUCGCCUAUGACGCCACCAAGGACCGCGGCGUGCAUGAGCUUACGCUCGCAGUUGACGGUCUCCUGAAGAGGGGUGACGUUUUGCAUUCAGGGGAUACCAUCAUUGUGCUUGGAGUUUUGCACAGGGUCGUCCACCCCAUGGGAUUUCCCACAAAACCAUGCACAGAUUUUUUGGAAACCAGCAUUCGUGCAGUGGAGGAAGAAGUUACAAAGAAAGUUGACAUGUAUGUUAGCAUGCUUCUUGAAAGCGCGAGAAAGUGUGAAGAUCAAGGGGUCAGCAUUGAAGUCAAAGUUACUGCUGGUUUUCCCAUUAAGCAGGUUAUUUUGCAAGAGAUUAUGGCCUGCAAUGCAGCUUGGGUUAUACUUGAUAGGCACCUUAGACGGGAUUUGAGGUUCUACCUUAAGAAGAUACCAUGCAAGGUUGCAGUAAUUCAAGAUAGUUUGGCUGUGGAUGUUGUAAGACCUCAUACAACGGAUGACACUGAUACCAUAGAACACAAAUUGUUUUUUUCAUUGUCCAAGCCUGUUCCACUAUCCAAUUAUCAAUCUAACAGAAUCAAUGAACAGCCACUCAUUGAUUCACCUGAAAGUUCUGAUAUUCAGAAAACCUAUUUAACUUCACCUACAGUUACUUCACCUACAGUUAAGUUACGAGACUAUGGUUCUUUGUUGAAUCUGGGGUCUUCCCCUGUGCAAGAAAAUUCAGGUGUAAAAACCAAAGCAGACGAUAAACACUUCAUAGUUCCUCAAAAAAUCCAGAAGCAAAAUAACGACUCCUUCCGAGGAAGAUGCUCAGAUGCCCCAAUUCUGUGUUCCAUAUGUGGAACAAGGACUGAAAUGUAUGUCAAGAAUUCUAUGACAUUCAGCUACUCAGAGAUACAGCUUGCAACAAAUGAUUUUUCCAAGGAAAAUUUAUUAGGAGAAGGUGGAUAUGGUCAUGUGUAUAAAGGUGAGCUUAAGGACGGACAGCAAAUUGCAGCAAAGGUGCGGAAAGAAGCAAGUACACAAGGAUUUACAGAAUUUCACUCUGAGGUCUAUGUCUUGAGCUUUGCACGCCAUAAGAACAUUGUCAUGCUGUUGGGUUAUUGUUGCAAGGAGAACCUAAAUAUAUUGGUUUAUGAAUAUAUUUGCCACAAGUCUCUUGAAUGGCACUUAUUUGAUGAAAAGGCAGCAGUUCUUGAGUGGUACCAAAGACAGGAAAUCGCCAUUGGAACUGCGAAGGGAUUGCGUUUCCUCCACGAAGAAUGUCGUGGAAGUCCUAUAAUUCAUCGAGACACGCGACCAAGCAAUAUACUGCUAACACAUGAUUACGUUCCAAUGUUAGGUGAUUUUGGCUUAGCCAAAUGGAAGACGGCGAGUGAUGACACUGACCAGACAAGGAUACUUGGCACACUAGGCUACCUUGCUCCAGAGUACGCAGAGAACGGCAUUGUUUCUGUACGGACAGAUGUAUAUGCCUUUGGCAUGGUUCUGUUACAACUCGUAACGGGCCGCAAGAUUGUUGAUUCAAACGGAGAAGGGCAAGCUCAAUCCCUACGGGAGUGGGCAGAACCAAUAAUCCAGAGGCUGGCACUACAUGAACUCAUUGAUCGUCGUCUAGGAGAUUCAUAUGACACAUAUGAAGUGUACCUUAUGGCUAAAACCGCAUUCUUAUGUGUACAAAGAAAUCCUGAAAUGCGUCCAUCAAUGCGAGAGGUUGUCCGCGUUCUUGAAGGUGAAAAUGACAAUUACCACCACCUAGCAGAGCACUUUGCACCUCAAUAUCUCACAAAGUGAAGGAUCCAGUGGCACAGUUUAUUUUCAUCUCGAAGUGUUCGCAGUAGCUUCUUGAAGGGAAAAAUUACCGUUUUCUGCAUCCCAGGAUAGCAAUUCUACCUCGAUGAAGACAAUGGCACACUAUACUUUUGAUUGACGGCUGAGGUUAUCGUAUUUUUUUCCUGUUUUUCUUGAAGGUGGUUCUAGCUUCUCUGGUUUUGCAUGGUUUCGAUCAAGGGAGGCAUUAAUUAUAAGGCUUUGAAAACUUGAACGUACGUAUAGUGAAGUUUGGCUUAGGCAAACAAUAAGUUUGUCUAUUGAUGCCUUAAAAAUAAGAUCCUUUUAAUCUAAUAAAUGGAUCAUCAGUAUUACUCUCCACUAGUUUUGUAAAAACAACUACGUAUAUGUAAUCUGAAUUUCUAUGUCCCAGACUUUGUGAUUACUGCGUACUUGCAUUAUGUUGGAUUUAUCACAAAGGAUUGCACCUUCGUAGGAAGGUUUAGCUCUUAAAUGAAAUUUAAUC